AUGACCAUGGAAGACAACAUUAGCUGGUCCCAAUUGCUGAAGCACUCGAUCCUCACAGCUCAACAUGGGAAUGACAACAACCGAAUUGCAGCAGCAACAGGAACUUUGCAGCAAACGGCCCACCAAUUCGUCCAAGUGCUCAAUGAACGUGCCACGCUUUUAGCCAACAGUGCCCAGUUUGAUACAGCUUUACGUGAUGCAGCAGCCAUACGAGCCCUAUUACCAGGUUCAGGACUUGGAUACUUGUGUACAGGAGACAUCUAUUGUCAACAAGGCCAUUAUGCAGCAGCGAUUUCCAUAUACGAUCAAGGGCUUGAAGCAGUACCCGAAUCAGAUCCACAUCAUCAGCAACUCCAAUAUCAACGCGUGAAAGCCAUAGCCAACAACGAUAAACGCGUCGAUUUUAUCAGCCAAUUGCCACUGGAUAUUGUCAUCACCAACAUUAUACCCAGAGUGCAGCCCAAGUUCUAUUUUGAAUCAUCGUGCAAGCUUCUUUACGUAUCACGUGCAUGGCAGAAUCGCAUCUUGCAGCAACCUAAUGGCUUACGAUUCAACUUUGGCAGUGAAACCAACACCUUCAAAAAGGGCCAUGUACAACUCCUCCAAUUUGCACCCUAUGUUCAAACCUUGCAUGGUUCUCUCUUGAACGUUCGUUUGGAUGAACUCUUUUCUCGAGCACGCUUUUCCACUUUAAAGAAACUCGAUAUAAGAUGUGCUCCUACAACGCCUCGUCUUCCAAUGAUCCAUGGCCUACGAAUGAUUGCUGAUUCUCUUACCCAUUUGACCCUGUAUGAGUGCCCAUUUCUUCAAUUACGUGAUAUCCUGGAGACGUGUCACAAUCUUGUGUCUCUGAAAACAAUGCAUGUGAAUGCAAUUAUGCCGUUAUCGUCUUCAUCAAUUUAUCCCAAGAUGACGCACCUUGCACUGUACUCGUUAUCAGACACCGAAGUCGCCCAUGGCAAUAUGGUGGAUAUCCUUAGUCGAUUUCCUUCUUUACGGGUACUUGAAAUUUCGCCAAUGCCCUCCUCAAGUAUCUUGUCUAUUCUACAUCAACAUUGCCCUCAUCUACAAAUGCUGUAUUAUGGAAUCAGCAGCUGUUUCUCAGACGACACCAUUGAGUUGCAUCCAAAUCGGAAAGGACUCGCAUUGGCGUGUAUAGGAGCGAAUGAAGGAGACAUCGUUCGACAAGACGAUUUGGUUGGGUUACUGCAUAUGCAUAUCGAUUCACUGGAGAAGUUUGAAUUCCGCGGCACAAUGGAUGUAGACGGUUCUUAUUGGAAAUUCGAGAAUGGACGAGUGCAAGUACAGCAGCAGGCGGAUAAUGAUGAUGAUCAAGUUGAUGUUCCACUACAUGGAAGCGACCCAACUCUGCCAGGGACCUUUUUCAUGAGAUUGACCAGCAUGCUGUUUUCGGGUACUAGGCGAUCUUUAAGUCAUGGAUUCAUGUUGUGGAUGGUAUCAAACGCUCCGUAUCUCAGCGCCAUCAGUCUCCUCAAAUGCUAUUUUCAACCCGAUAUCGCAAACGCCAUGAUCAAAGCAAAGCAUCUUUCCAAAUUAGAGAUCUUUCAUUCACUUGGAUAUGAGGGCAAUGAAGGCAUCAAGCGGUUCUUGGAUUAUCAUAUUGCAAUGGGAGAUGGAUCAACACUUGAAGAGGUCAUUAUACGCAUGGUAAAUGUGGAUACGACUGUGGCCCUAUGGAUACGAUUAUUGUCGCGGUUGAAGUGUCUCAAGAACCUCAAGUUACUCGUGUUAAGGAUUUCUGAAGAUUGCAUACCUGUCAUGGAGGAGAUAGGUCAAGGCUGCCCCGCUCUAAAAGAGGUUACCCUUGGCCAUGCUGAUUCCGAGUUGGCUCAUGGCCUUAUCAAGCCCUUGUGCAAACAUCCAGAUAUUGAAAGCCUUAGGAUCGGCACUGGACCUUUAUCUCACGAGGACCUUAUGGAUCUAUGCGCGUUCAACAAUUUGAAACAACUCCAACUCCAAUUCACUGUUGCAGACCGUACGCUUAAGAUGUUACGGGAUCAUAUCCACAAAGUCGAGAUUACUUGA
Lichtheimia ornata is the source of this 2046-nucleotide messenger RNA. RefSeq lists its product as uncharacterized. The record is from RefSeq and is a predicted model, not a curated record. The coding region runs from base 1 to 2046 and encodes 681 amino acids. The transcript is spliced from 2 exons. Gene Ontology annotation, molecular function: protein binding. NCBI's taxonomy places the organism in Eukaryota, Fungi, Mucoromycota, Mucoromycetes, Mucorales, Lichtheimiaceae.